This is a messenger RNA of Cryptosporidium ubiquitum, 615 nucleotides long. RefSeq lists its product as uncharacterized. Lineage: Eukaryota; Apicomplexa; Conoidasida; Eucoccidiorida; Cryptosporidiidae. The record is from RefSeq and is a predicted model, not a curated record. Bases 1 to 615 code for a protein of 204 amino acids. The transcript is spliced from 3 exons.
AUGAAUCGAAAUUAUACAAUUCCGAUUGAAUUGUUAUUUGAGAUUGUCACAUUCACCGAUUCCUUUGAAGAUAUUUUAAAUAUAGCAACUUCGAAUAAACAAUGGUUUGAGAAAAUACUUGAAUUUAUGAAGACUAAAAGUUUUAUUGAUUUUCGUGAAAGUAUGACAAUAGACAUAAAUAUAAAUAAAGAUAAUAACGAUGAUUUUGAGAUGAGAAAUGAAUUUUAUAAAAAUAUUUUAGGUAUAGAGUUUCCAAAAGUAAAAAUAAUUACAAUAAAAUCAAAGGAGAUAAGAAAUGAAGAGCUUGAUUAUUUGUUGAAGAAUUGCCAAAGCAUAGAAGCACUUGAAAUUUUUUCUCUAUCAAAUAUUUUAACAAAUAGCAUUACAAAGCUUUGCUCAAAAAUUAUUGGAUUAAAGCUUAUUUCACUGUAUCGUGGACUCUGUAAGUGUGAUUAUACCGAAAAAGAGAAAGAGGAGGAAUUUAAUUGCCCAUGCAUUAGUUAUAAACGCAAAUUAAUCGUAAGGCGGCCAAAACUAAAUAUUGUCGAUAGUGAAUUGACGCAAAAUGGCUCUAUAUUAAGGUAUUUAGAUUUCUAUACACAGGAAUUAAAGUGA